Molecule: messenger RNA, 2441 nt
Organism: Mirounga angustirostris (Northern elephant seal)
Lineage: Eukaryota; Metazoa; Chordata; Mammalia; Carnivora; Phocidae
Gene: IRF2
Product: interferon regulatory factor 2
Exons: 9
Coding region: 355-1398 (347 amino acids)
Biological process (GO): immune system process; regulation of transcription by RNA polymerase II
Cellular component (GO): nucleus
Molecular function (GO): RNA polymerase II cis-regulatory region sequence-specific DNA binding; DNA-binding transcription factor activity, RNA polymerase II-specific
Source: RefSeq, a predicted model, not a curated record
CGGGGGUCCAGGGGCGCGGGCAGCGGCGGGGUGGGGACGCGAGUGCCCGCCCCGCGCCCUCCGACCCCGCUCUGGGCGCCGAGUGGCAUUCGCCCGCCGGCCGAACGUGGUUGGUGCACAGCCGUGGCCGCCACUUCCUUUCCGCCUCGCCGGCCGGGCUCGCCCACCGAGCGCUGCCCGCCGCGGCCAGUCGUGGCGCCCGCCCGCCUGCGGCCGCGCUCAGUGCCCCGGCCUGGGGCCGGUCCCCGAGGGGGGCUCGGGAAGCCCCCGCAAGUUCGGAGGGCCUCUGCGUGUAACUACAGCCCUUCGCCAGGACGCGCCGGCAUCUGUCUUUGGCCCCAGGUCUCGGGUACCAUGCCGGUGGAAAGGAUGCGGAUGCGCCCGUGGCUGGAGGAACAGAUUAACUCGAAUACGAUACCAGGGCUAAAGUGGCUUAAUAAGGAAAAGAAGAUUUUCCAGAUCCCCUGGAUGCACGCGGCUAGACAUGGGUGGGAUGUGGAAAAAGAUGCACCACUCUUUAGGAACUGGGCAAUCCAUACAGGAAAGCAUCAACCAGGAGUAGAUAAACCUGAUCCAAAAACAUGGAAGGCGAAUUUUCGAUGUGCCAUGAACUCCUUGCCCGACAUUGAAGAAGUCAAGGAUAAAAGUAUAAAGAAGGGAAACAAUGCAUUCAGAGUGUACCGGAUGUUGCCCUUAUCUGAGCGACCUUCUAAGAAAGGAAAGAAACCAAAGACAGAAAAAGAAGACAGAGUUAAGCACAUCAAGCAAGAACCAGUUGAGUCAUCUUUGGGGCUUAGUAAUGGAGUAAGUGAUCUUUCUCCUGAGUAUGCCGUCCUGACUUCAGCUAUAAAAAAUGAAGUGGAUAGUACGGUGAACAUCAUAGGACAGUCCCAUCUGGACAGCAACAUCGAGGAUCAAGAGAUUGUCACUAACCCUCCGGACAUCUGCCAAGUUGUAGAGGUGACCACUGAGAGUGACGAACAGCCGGUCAGCAUGAGUGAGCUCUACCCUCUGCAGAUUUCCCCCGUGUCUUCCUAUGCAGAAAGCGAAACCACCGAUAGCGUGCCCAGUGACGAAGAGAGCGUCGAGGGACGACCACACUGGCGGAAGAGGAAUAUUGAAGGCAAACAGUACCUCAGCAACAUGGGGACGCGAAGCACCUACCUGCUGCCCAGCAUGGCGACCUUCGUUACUUCCAACAAACCCGACCUCCAGGUCACCAUCAAAGAGGAGAGCUGUCCGGUGCCUUACAACAGCUCGUGGCCCACUUUACCAGACCUGCCCCUCCCUCCCUCCGUGACCCCAGCGCCCAGCAGCAGUCGGCCGGACCGGGAGACUCGGGCCAGCGUCAUCAAGAAAACAUCCGAUAUCACCCAGGCCCGUGUCAAGAGCUGUUAAGCCUUCGACUUCCCCUGGUGGUUGUUGGGAUUUCUUGGCUUUGUUUUAUUGUUUGUUUGUAUUUUAUUUUUUCUCUCUGACACCUGUUUUAGACAAAUCUAAGGGAAAAAGCCUUGACAAUAGAACACUGAUUGCUGUGUCCAACUCCAGUACUGGAGCUUCUUUUUAACUCAGGACUCCAGCCCAUUGGUAGACGCGUAUCUCUAGAGCCUGCUGGAUCUCCCAGGGCUGCUCCCUCAAGUUCAAGGACGUCAUAGGACCAACACUCACACGGGCAGCGAGGUGCUGCAUUGCCUGUGGUCAAGGCCAGCAUGGUGGAGUGGAUGCCUCAGAACGGAUGAGAAAAUGUGAACUAGCUGGAAUUUUUUAUUCUUGUGAAUAUGUACAUAGGGCAGUACUAGCGACGUUGCAGUCUGCUUCUGCACCUUAUCUUAAAGCACUUACAGAUAGACCUUCUUCUUGUGAUCUUGCUCUAUUUCUCAGCACAUUCAGCGCCCCCCACCAACCCCUUCGCGGCCCUUUGUCCCGCUUCCCGGCCCAUCCCAUCCAGUUCCUUUCCUCCUUUUCCUCCCCGCAAAGGCUGUGUUCCACAUCCCUGAGGAGAAGAAGAAAAUGAACUUCUCCACAGAUGUCCCAUUUUUAAGACUGCUUUAAAAAAAAAAGAAAGAAAGAAAAAAGAAAAUCUAAUCUGCUGUGCUUGAAUGCCACGCGGUACAAAGGAAAACUUAUCAUGGAGAUAUUAUACAAAUUCCCAGAUUUGAAGACAAAAAUAUUCUAAUUCUAACCAGAGCAAGCUUUUUUAUUUUUUAUACAGGGGAAUAUUUUAUUCAAGGUAAAAUUCUAAAGAAAAUAUAAUUGUUUUUUAUCUUUUCUACAGCAAAUUUAUAAUUUUAAGAUUCCUUUUCUUGUUUAUCAGCAGUUGUUAUUACAUCCUUGUGGCACAUUUUUUUUAAUUUUGUAAAGGUGAAAAAGCUUUUAUGAGCUCAUGUAGCAAUCAAAUUAUCCUGUGGAUUGAUAAUAAAUGAAUAUGAUAUAUAGUUAAA